GCGCUGUAGAAAGUGAGACAGCCAGAGAAAGAAGCAGCAGAGACAAACACACACCAACACACACAUCCAACCUGACUGUAACCUUCUCUCACAGCACACACAGACACACACACCCACACACACACACACACACAGGCAGGUAGGCAGAGGAGCAGACCUGACACUUACCACACAACCUCAUCUGUCCUCAUACACUCUCUCACACACUCAAUCAGCAGCAGCAGCGGCAGCAUGUUUCGGUGGAGGCUCCCCCAGGCAGUGUGUGUGCUGUCGGCGUGUGUGUGUCUGGUUCUCGCGUACGGGGAGGAUGAUAUUGAGGUCAACUACGCCGACACCUACUACAAUGAAAUCACAGACGGAGACACGCCAGAGCCCACACCAAGCCCAGCUCCCUGCAAUUCCCCAGACCUGAGCAAAUGGGACAAAAUCUUCUCGAUGCUGGAGAACAGCCAGAUGAGGGAGAACAUGCUGCUUCAGUACGCAGACGACAUCAUCAAGGUGGAGAUGGGGUCACUGCGUGGGGAAAUUCUCAGGUUUGUAGCCCAGUACGGUGGCUCCUGUGGGGUUGCAGUGGAGACAGCAGGAAGAAGGAUGGCCUUGCAGCUGGAAGGCCGCCUCAGAGAAACCUUGGAGCGCCUCAAACUCAGAGAACAGACUUCUCCUGCUGCUGCUGCUGGGACUCCUGUCGGGAAUUCAAAUCACCUGGAGGCGAUGCUACAGCAGCUCAUCUCCACAGCACGUACACAAGCUUCCCGACUGGCCAAGAUGGAGACCAGCUGCUUCAGCAGCCCAGGAGCUGGGACAGGGACGAAUUCAAAGGCCGGAUUCCAGCUUCCAGAAGAUGGGGGGGCUGGGAUCCGAGAGCAACAGGUCACAUCAAGAGAGAUGGCUUUAGACGGGGUGCUGGCUGCUCUGCAACAGAUGAGGAUGGGACUGGAGGAGGUGCUGGGGUCAUCGAGGCAAAGAUACCUACCCGCAGGCUGUGAGCUGGCGCUCCUCUUCCCCAUGCGUUCCCGUCGAAUCUACACCUCGGUCAUACCGGAUGUCCCUCUCUCCCUCUCCUCCUUCACUGUCUGUAUGUGGGUGAAGCCCACCGUUGUCUCCAACAAGACCGUGCUGCUCUCCUACGGGAACCGCCGCAACCCAUAUGAGAUCCAGCUGCUGCUCGGUCAAACCUCUGUGCUCUUCACCAUCGGGGGAGAGGCUCACCUGGUCGAGGCACGGGGCGUGGUGAACCCAGGAGGCACAUCGGAGUGGAUCCACUUGUGCGGGGCCUGGUCGUCUGAGCAGGGCCUGGCGUCCCUGUGGGCAGGUGGGAAAAAGGUCGCCACCACACCUGGAGUGGCUGAGGGACACAUCUUACCGGACGGAGGCUCACUCCAGCUGGGCCAGGAGAGGAACGGCUGCUGCCCUCUGCCUUCGAGCAGCCAGAGCGGGGUGCCAGGGUUUGAGGGAGGGUUCGAUCCCAAGAUGGCUUUCGCGGGGAAGAUGACUGGGGUGAACAUGUGGGACAGGGUGCUGUCAGAGGAGGAGAUUUCCCAGCUGGCUCGGCGGGAGGGCCGGGGCUGUGAGCGGAGGGGGAACAUGGUGGCGUGGGGAGUGACGGAGAUGGUGCCCCAUGGAGGUGCUCAGUUCAUCAACUAACAAAUUCACACUCCUCGUGCUGGAAAUUGUCAUCAGCAUCAAUGAAUAUCAGCAACAUCCUAAUAAGCUUUCAUGCUAAAACUGAAGAGCAACUUCCAACUGCCUUUAUCACCAUCAUCAUCUUUGUCCAUAAAGUCAAAUGUUUUCAUUAUUAUGUUACCAUCAUGACGCCAUCAUCUCCAUCGCUAGUAUCAUGAACACUAAUGCUGCAAUGAACUUUAUGGGGCACGUUCAAAUGAGAGAAAGUCAACGCUGUGAGAGACUCGUUUAUUUUUGUAACAUAACCUUUUGAACUGCGGCCAUAACACACACACAUACAUGCACACAUUCACUCACACUGAUGUACGUUCAGCUUAGAGAACUUUUUACCGAGGACUUAAUUAGACUGCGAGAAAGACAAAGAGUUUAUUGUUAACGUGAACAGGUUCUGAGCCAGUAAACAGAGCAAUCCCCAGACAACCCAG
Molecule: messenger RNA, 2108 nt
Organism: Chelmon rostratus (copperband butterflyfish)
Lineage: Eukaryota; Metazoa; Chordata; Actinopteri; Chaetodontiformes; Chaetodontidae
Gene: ptx3a
Product: pentraxin 3, long a
Exons: 4
Coding region: 232-1644 (470 amino acids)
Biological process (GO): innate immune response
Molecular function (GO): complement component C1q complex binding
Source: RefSeq, a predicted model, not a curated record